CUCCAGCAUUUUCUUGAUUAAUUUUUGUCGACCUCUUUCGUUUUUCACAGCUCUGUUUUUCUCUGCCGCUCGAGAGCUUUGCCCUGCUCUCUCUCUCUAUGUACCUGCUCUCAGCUCCCCUCCCUGAUAGACCAACAGAAACGAACGUAAAGCCGAUGAUCAAUAUUAUCUGCUGCUCCAAAAGCCAACUCUCAAACUAGAAAUACGGGAAAACCUUUGCUUCGAGGCAUUGAAGUUAUUAAAGUCGGGUCAAAGGGGAUUAGUUAUUUUAUUUUUUCCUUCCGAUUACGCGAAGUUUCUUCGUAAGAAAAAAUUUAUUCGGCUGAGAGCCCGAGAAUCAGAGUAUAAGAUUUUUCCCAGGAUUUUAGUUCUUUUGGAGGAAAGGUUAUAUAUUUGCUGCUUUAAUUUCGCAGACUCUCAGAACACUGUCCAUCAACGCGUCCUUGUUUAUACAUGGGAUCGUAGAGGUGGAUCGUUGUGGAGGUGUUGUCGCUGUCGCCCUGUUUUUCUUGCUAAUCACGUUGCGAUGAAGUGAAGUUGAUACAAUAUUUUGUCUCGUGCAAUUUUUCGAGAUAUUUUACGAUGGAUUCUGUUAAGCCAUCGGCCAUGAAACCUGCUGGAAGUAAAUUGGCACGAACCUUUGCCAAAGUUCUUCACCUUCGGAUGGCAACCGGAGUUGCUCCAGUUGAUGGAAAGAAGGUCAAGCCCAAAGAAAUGGCCAAGAAAGAUUGGAAUGUUAGCAAGAGUGCAGCCCGGGCGGCUAGUCGGUCUCGGCCUCAUGACGAAGAAGAAGAAGAGCUCAAGAAUAAGGUGGCCUUAGAAGCUGUUCUUGCCAAACUGUUUGCUAGCAUUUCAUCCAUUAAAGCCGCGUAUGCUCAGUUACAGCAUUCUCAGUCUCCUUAUGAUGCUGAUGGGAUUCAAGCUGCUGACAAAAUAGUAGUCUCGGAGUUGAAGAGUUUGUCUGAAUUGAAGCAGAGUUACUCGAAGAAACUGUUCGAUGCUUCACCGGAGAAGGCAAUGGUUUUGGCUGAAAUUCAUGAGCAAAAAAGUGUCCUGAAAACCUAUGAAAUAAUGGGGAAGAAGUUGGAAUCUCAGUUGAGGCUCAAGGAUUCUGAAAUGAUAUUUCUCAAAGAGAAAUUGCAGGAAGCCACCAAACAGAACAGGUCACUUGAGAAGAGAUUAAACCAAAGUGGGCAGUUACAUGUGCUCGAUAAUCUUCACCAUUCAGGCUUGACUGCUGCCCAUUUUAUAACACUUCUCCGGCUCACUGUCAAGUCCAUUCGAAGCUUCGUCAGGUUGAUGGUGGAGGAGAUGAAAGAUGCUAGUUGGGAUAUCGAUGCGGCAGCAAAUGCAAUCGUACCUGGAGUGGUUUAUCGGAAAGAUGAUCACAAAUGCUUCGCUUUCGAGUCCUUCGUUUGCAUGCAAAUGUUUGAGUCCUUCAAUUAUCCAUACUUCUCUCUUACGGGUAAAUCUUUGCCAGAUAAGAAGCAGGAGCAACAACUAUUUUUCAGGCGAUUCAUGGAACUGAAAUCUGUGAAACUAAAGGCGUUUCUAGGCCAGAAGCUUAAAUCAAAGUUCGCAAAGUUUUGCCUUGUUAAGUACGUGAGACUUGUCAAUCCCAAGUUGGAAUCAUCGUUGUUUGGUAAUCUUGAUCAAAGAAAUCUGGUGAAUGUUGGUGAAUUCCCAAACACUGCCUUCUUUGCUUCAUUCCUUGAAAUGGCAAGGCGGGUUUGGCUGCUUCACUGCUUGGCAUUUUCUUUUAAGCACGAGGCCUCAAUCUUUCAAGUUAGCAAGGGAUGUAGAUUUUCAGAAGUGUACAUGGAAAGUGUAGCAGAAGAAGAGGCAUUCCUUCCGUCCGAGGACACACCGGAAUCCGACCCAUCAUCGGUUGCAUUCACAGUUGUUCCUGGGUUCAGGAUAGAUGAAACUGUUAUACAGUGCCAGGUCUAUCUGUCUCGAGUUCAAAUCAAGGUAGUAUCCAAAAAACAGAGAUAGCUGCACUUCAGUAAACAAAUGCGAGAGAAUUAUGCUCCUUUCAUCUUGAAUUCGAUCGUUUUCAAUCAUGUUUUAACCGAUUUUGUAUAUUUCGUUGUUUCAUAAAUCAAUCAAGGCUGUUUAAAUUGUAAUGUAUCAGCUGGUAUGUUUAGAAAUAAUAGAAUUAAUUACUAUAAAGAACAA
Molecule: messenger RNA, 2178 nt
Organism: Carya illinoinensis
Lineage: Eukaryota; Viridiplantae; Streptophyta; Magnoliopsida; Fagales; Juglandaceae
Product: protein GRAVITROPIC IN THE LIGHT 1-like
Exons: 4
Coding region: 583-1995 (470 amino acids)
Biological process (GO): negative gravitropism; response to red or far red light
Source: RefSeq, a predicted model, not a curated record